Messenger RNA from Candoia aspera, 698 nucleotides. Its product is annotated as myelin P2 protein-like. The transcript is spliced from 5 exons. Gene Ontology annotation, biological process: fatty acid transport. Gene Ontology annotation, cellular component: cytosol; nucleus. Gene Ontology annotation, molecular function: fatty acid binding. The coding region runs from base 107 to 505 and encodes 132 amino acids. The record is from RefSeq and is a predicted model, not a curated record. Lineage: Eukaryota; Metazoa; Chordata; Lepidosauria; Squamata; Candoiidae.
GUAAGAAACGCUGGAGGCUCUAAGGUUAAUCUCUCCAUCCAAAAGGGGAGAACUGUGAGAUUUUCAAGAUCUACUCUCGCAGGUUUUUCUACUUCAUAGUUGAAUAAUGGUGGAGCAAUUCUUGGGAACCUGGAAACUAAUCCUGAGUGAAAACUUUGAUGACUAUAUGAAAGAACUGGGAAUAAGCUUUGCCCAAAGGCAACUAGGCAAUCUAGCCACACCCAAAAUGAUCAUCACCAUGGACAAAGAUGUCAUCACCAUCAGAACAGAAACUAUCUUUAGAGUUAAUGAGAUCUCCUUCAGACUAGACCAAGAGUUUGCGGAAAGAACAAUAGAUAACAGACUUGCCAAGAGCAUUGUAACGAAGGAUAAUGACACUCUCAUUCAUGUACAGAAGUGGGAUGACAACCACACUACUAUCAAAAGAAAAAUAGUAGAUGGAAAUAUGGUGUUGGAGUAUACCUUGAAUGGUGUCAGUUGUACCAGAGUCUACAAAAGAGUAUAGAACAUUUCAGUCCCAGGUUAUGUUUCCCUGCUUCUUAUUCUUCCAGUGUGUCCCUGUAAGCAUGGUGCUUCUAUGUGGAAAGAAAUAAAGAAUCCCAUACUGGAAUACGGUUGGUUAUUUGAGUAAGACAGCCUGUCCUUACCGCCCCUUUGUCUACAGUAAAUAAUUUUAGUUAUGAGAUAAAAUUUUCAGG